Syzygium oleosum is the source of this 493-nucleotide messenger RNA. RefSeq lists its product as uncharacterized. The coding region runs from base 34 to 324 and encodes 96 amino acids. The transcript has a single exon. NCBI's taxonomy places the organism in Eukaryota, Viridiplantae, Streptophyta, Magnoliopsida, Myrtales, Myrtaceae. The record is from RefSeq and is a predicted model, not a curated record.
UUAGCAAUAUCCACAGCAUCUCGCUGACACGCAAUGGGUCUUCUCUCCUGGUUCAGAGGCUCUCCCAAGCCUCAACCCGAGCCCAAGCCCUCCAGCGCGCCGGCCGCUCCGAACUCGUCCCCCGGAGCUCCCGGCAUGAACGGCGCCGUCGAGGUCCCCCGGCCGGCCAACGUCACCGUCUUCGAGUUCGGGUCCGUGGCCGCCACCGCCGACAAGGUCACCCUCGCCGGGUACUGCCCCGUCUCCGACGACCUCGAGCCCUGCCGCUGGGAGGUCCUCCCCGCGGCCGGCUCCGACGCGCCGCAGUUCCGCGUGGUCUUCUGAGAGGGAAAGGAGGAGAAAGCGACCUGCUUUGCAUAAUGAGAGUGUGAAUUUGUGGAGAUUCUCGUUCGGUAUCUGGGAUUGAGGGGGGAAAAAGAUGUGAUUUUGCUUAUAUAUAGACGAUGACUGUUGAGGAUGAUGAUUGAAUCAUAUGAGCUUCCUGUUCUGUGUC